This is a messenger RNA of Drosophila serrata, 4298 nucleotides long. RefSeq names its product DNA repair protein complementing XP-C cells homolog (gene Xpc). The record is from RefSeq and is a predicted model, not a curated record. Gene Ontology annotation, molecular function: damaged DNA binding; single-stranded DNA binding. Lineage: Eukaryota; Metazoa; Arthropoda; Insecta; Diptera; Drosophilidae. Gene Ontology annotation, biological process: mismatch repair; nucleotide-excision repair. Gene Ontology annotation, cellular component: nucleus; XPC complex; cytoplasm.
UGCUACAUCGACGCGCUGUUCUCGCCCUCUGCUUUUGGCCUGUAUUCCUACCAACCGCGAAAAUGUAAAUUUCACAAUUUAGUUUAAAUCGUCCAGCAAUCGCAAAACCGAGCUCAAAUUAAGGCACAAUUUUGGCCAAAACCACGGCCGUAGCCGAUGGACAACCAAUAAAGGCGAAGAGGAUAUUCUUGUGUAACAAUUGUCCUAAAAAACUGCGCAGUAAAAAUCAAUAACUGUAAGUGGCACGCAUCGCGAUACAUAAAUGUAAAACGUGCCCACAAGGAUUAAAAGAUGUCCGACGAGGAGGAGGACUCCGUGUCCGAGGGCUUCUCGGCCAGCGAGGACGAGUGGAAGCCCAGUAAGGACGUCAAGGGCGGGGAAUCCUCCGAUGACGAUGACAGCGACUUCGAUGAGCUGCAAGCGGCGGGCGCAGGAGCGGCAGUUGGCGGGGCAGCCGGCUCCAGUGGUCGUUCAUCCGCCGGAGCGGGCAGAAAGGGCGAUCACAAGGCGCCAAGCGGCAUCAAGGGCUCCUCGGUGAAGAAGAGGAAGCCCAGCCAACAGUCGUUGCGCUCCAAGCUAUACAACAAGUACCGGCCGCCGCCCAAAACCUUUCCCACAUCGCCAUCCCAGCAACAGAACUCGCCCUCGGCGUCGGGUUCAAAAAACGCGCGAACGCCCAAUGAAAGCGGUGCUCGGGAUCAGCACAACGCUGCUGAUUCCAGCAGCGAAUCCAGUGUGGAGGACUACCUGGUGAAUCCAGCCGAUCUCGACCUGCAAUCCAGCUUCUUUGUCGGUCAGCCGACGUCAGCGCAGCAGCUACCGUUGCCGCAGGAGAAGGACAAGUCGCCGGUGCCGCAAUUCGAUUGCAAUGCCGGCAUCACGAAUCUCUCGGACUCUGGCUCCGGAUCGGAGGACAACAACGACAGCAGCAUCGAGGAUAAGGCCGAUGGCAAUGCCUUCGACUUUCGCGGUCUCCUUGAGAACGCCAAUAGUUUGGAGCGCACGCGGGAUGCAAUUAACCGGCGAAAUGUGACGGCCACACCGCCACGUAGCCAGGCUGCCACUAUGGAUGUCAAUGCGCUGCUUGCAUUGGGCGAGAACCAGAACUACCAGAAUGUAGAAGAAGAUGACGAGGAGCCGGAGGGUAAUCAGCGGCGAGGAGCCAGGAAAACGUCAGGAACGGCUGCGACGAAAUCUGGAGGAGGAGGAGCAGUUGAACAACCUCUGCCACCACCCAUGGACGGGCCGUCGCGUCUGAGCAAAACCAAGUCGACGCGAAUCAAGCGUCACACGAAGACGCGACCCGUGUCCACAGUGGUGGCCACUGCCGGCGAUACCGAUGACUCCGAUUUUGAGGAAGUGGCAGAUGACGAAGAAGACGAAGAUCUUGCCACUCCAAAUGUCUCCGGGGAUCUGGAGAUCCAUGUGGGCCUCCAGAAUCUUCGCCCCACGAAGGAGCAGAAGACGCAGCUGGAGCUGGAGAAUGCCCUGAAGCGUCGCCUCAAUCGUGACAUCAAAGAUCGGCAGCUGUUGCUGCACAAGGUCAGCCUGAUGUGCCAGAUAGCCCGUAGCUUGAAAUACAAUCGGCUGUUGGGUGAAUCGAAUGCCCUGAUGCAGGCUGCCUUAAGACUCCUGCCCAGUCGGAAUGCCUAUCCCACGGAACGAGGCACAGAGCUCAAAUAUUUGCAGUCCUUUGUCACCUGGUUCAAGACAGCCAUCAAGCUGUUGAGUCCCAACCUAUAUUCCGAGCAAUCGGCGCCCGGCAAGAAGGCCAUUGUGGAGUCCUUGUUGGCGCAGAUAAAGCGCAAGGAAGCCCGAUGCAAGCAGGAUAUGAUAUUCAUAUUCAUUGUCCUUGCACGGGGAAUGGGAAUGAACUGUCGUCUGAUUGUGAAUCUCCAGCCAAUGCCACUGCGACCGGCAGCUAGUGAUUUGAUUCCCAUUAAAAUGAAGACGAAUGACAAAAAGAACAAGAGCCAGGAGUUGGACUCGGAUGAACAGGAGAGUGAGAAUGAGGAUGAGCCCAAAAAACAUAAAAAGGCAGCGAAACCAGCAAAGCCAAAGGACAAGGAAAGCAGCAGCAAGCCAACUGCCUCUAAAGAAGCUGAGAAAAAGAGUUAUACCAAGAAGGAGACCAGCAGAACGGAAACCAAGUCCUCACCCAACACAAAACCACAAAAGAAAGAUACAGAAAAGAAGGAACAAACCAGGAAAGAUGAUUCUAAAUCAAAGACAAUCGAAACCAAACGUAGCUCGCGGGCAAUUAAAAGGGAGGAUGAUGAGAAGCCUUCAAAGCCCAGUCUCUCCUCUAAGCUAGUUGAAAAAUCCAAACUAAGCCGAUCCGAUAAAUCCUCAUCGUUUGAGGAGAAGCCAACCACUUCCAAGGCAGCUCUUAAGGUUUCUCCAACGAACGAAACCAAAGCAAAACCUCAAUUAUCUCUGCUUAAAAGAGUCACAACACAAAAGAUUUUAGAGGAAACUGAAGAAAAGAAGCCUCGGGUAGCCCCUCCCAUGGGUACCUUUUCGCCAGUGGCUGGACGUACUCGCAGAGGUCGGGAGAAGUCCAAAGACGAACGAGAUGAGGAGACUAAGACCAACAAUCAGCCACAACUUAUCGGAUCCCCAGUCCUACCAAAGCUGGUCUUAUCCAAGGUCAAGCUGCAGAGUUCGACGAAGCAAAUCGAGAAUGUGGAGAAUGCCAAUCCGGAGGAGAAGCCCAAGGAGCGGUCCACUCGAACGCGAAGCAAAUCGCCCAAAGUUCACAUAUCGCCCAGCUUUCUGCAGGGCAAAGCCGCAGAUGUUCCUGAACCCAAACCAAAACCGAAACCGGAGCCACGCAAGAGUCCAGACACCAAGGCUCGGAUUUCUCCCAGAUUCCUAACCGCCGAUGUAGAUACCGGCCGGCAAUUGCGUCAGCGAAGGCAGAAGGAUAACAACGCUCUAAGCAUUCCCCAGUUGGAUGGCGCUGAUGAUGAAGCUAGGCCAUUACCCAAGAAGCGUCUGAAGCUGGAAAAGCUGCAAAGGUCACAGAACUCACAGGACGAUGAGGUUUUCGAACCCGCCAAGCCCGUGAAGAAGGCACCGGUGUUGCCCAAGUCAGUGCAGAACUUGAGGAAAGAUCGUCGAGUGGUCUCCACCGAUGAUGAGGGCGGCACGAAGAAUAAGCGUCGCCCAGAUGCCUCCGACAUGUGGGUUGAGGUGUGGUCCGAGGUCGAAGAGCAGUGGAUUUGUAUAGAUCUGUUCAAGGGCAAGCUGCACUGCGUGGACACGAUACGGAAAAAUGCAUCGCCCGGCCUGGCUUACGUGUUUGCCUUCCAGGAUGAUCAGAGUAUCAAGGAUGUGACUGCCCGCUAUUGCUCCAAUUGGAGCACCACCGUCCGCAAGUCACGUGUGGAGAAGGCAUGGCUUGAUGAAGUCAUUACCCCAUAUCUGGGACAUCCCACCAGACGCGAUAUCACCGAGAACGAACAGCUCCAUCGCAUCCAUGCCAACAAACCGCUGCCUACAUCCAUAGCCGAGUUCAAAGAUCAUCCACUUUAUGUCCUUGAAAGGCACCUGCUCAAGUUCCAGGGUCUGUAUCCGCCAGAUGCGCCCACUCUAGGCUUUAUUCGAGGCGAGGCUGUUUACGCUCGAGACUGUGUUCAUCUGCUGCACUCGCGGGAUAUCUGGCUGAAGAGUGCCCGAGUGGUGAAGUUGGGCGAGCAGCCCUACAAGGUGGUCAAGGCGCGUCCGAAAUGGGAUAAGCUCACACGGUCUGUGAUCAAGGAUCAGCCGCUGGAGAUCUUUGGCUAUUGGCAAACCCAGGACUAUGAGCCCCCAACGGCCGAGAAUGGCAUAGUGCCACGGAAUGCCUACGGCAAUGUGGAGCUUUUCAAGGCCUGCAUGCUGCCCAAGAAGACGGUCCAUCUAAGAUUGCCCGGUCUGAUGCGCGUCUGCAAGAAGCUGAAUAUUGAUUGUGCCAAUGCAGUGAUUGGCUUCGAUUUCCAUCAGGGCGCUUGCCAUCCCAUGUACGAUGGCUUCAUUGUGUGCGAAGAGUUUCGGGAGGUGGUCACCGCUGCCUGGGAGGAGGAUCAGCAGGAGCAGGCGCGCAAGGAGCAGGAGAAGUACGAGACACGAGUCUAUGGCAACUGGAAGAAGCUGAUCAAGGGUCUGCUCAUUCGUGAGCGCCUUAAGAAGAAAUACAACUUCUGAAUGAUUGUGUAUUGUAUGUGUUUCCUUUAAGUUUAUCUUUUUUUACACAGCCUGGUUGCGCACGUGAAUUGAAUUCGUAUUUUGUACCAAUAAAUUGCAUUUGUAAUUAU